CAUCACAUCAUAACAAAGGGCUUGUAGAUGGGGAUUUUGGUCGAUACCAAAAUUGGUUCAAAAUUCAGUAACUGAUGAGGAAAGUCGUUCACGUUGGAGUAUUCCGCAGAUUUGCCGGUCUUUAACAAUGGGACUAAUGGAACCAUGGAAUCAAACUCAGAGUCAGGAGCAUCAGCCGACAUACUGACCGCUAAGCAAUCGUUGGUAAUCGAUGAACAACGCUGGCAACGGAUUCGUUUCGGAGUGAGCUGUCUCGAUCGUCUGACUGGCGGUGGAUUAAGCUCACGUGGUAUUGUUGAAAUAGCAGGCGAAGCCGGAUCCGGUAAAACACAGCUUGCACUACAUCUAUCGUUAGCGGCUCAACUGUUUUCGUUACCUCCAAAGGGUGUUGUAUAUAUUAGUACAGAGCACACAUUUCCAUCUAGGCGAAUAGUUCAGAUGGAGCAGGCAAUGAGACAGAACUCGGAUAAAACCAACUGCAAGGAAUCCAAUUUGACAGAUAAUAUUUUCGUUGAACACUUGCACAAUCCGAACUAUUUCUUCUUCUUUCUACACACACUAAUGCAACCCUCGAUGGUCACAUACCUGGUAUAUAUCAAUUUACUUUGAUAAGGAUCAUCACAUCAUAACAAAGGGCUUGUAGAUGGGGAUUUUGGUCGAUACCAAAAUUGGUUCAAAAUUCAGUAACUGAUGAGGAAAGUCGUUCACGUUGGAGUAUUCCGCAGAUUUGCCGGUCUUUAACAAUGGGACUAAUGGAACCAUGGAAUCAAACUCAGAAUCAGGAGCAUCAGCCGACAUACUGACCGCUAAGCAAUCGUUGGUAAUCGAUGAACAACGCUGGCAACGGAUUCGUUUCGGAGUGAGCUGUCUCGAUCGUCUGACUGGCGGUGGAUUAAGCUCACGUGGUAUUGUUGAAAUAGCAGGCGAAGCCGGAUCCGGUAAAACACAGCUUGCACUACAUCUAUCGUUAGCGGCUCAACUGUUUUCGUUACCUCCAAAGGGUGUUGUAUAUAUUAGUACAGAGCACACAUUUCCAUCUAGGCGAAUAGUUCAGAUGGAGCAGGCAAUGAGACAGAACUCGGAUAAAACCAACUGCAAGGAAUCCAAUUUGACAGAUAAUAUUUUCGUUGAACACUUGCACAAUCCGGUUUCUCUCGAACUGUGCAUUAGUGAACGACUCUCCGUUCUGUUAGAGAACAAUCCUAUAAGGUUGCUUGUAAUCGACUCUAUUACUGCUGUCUAUGCCGAAGAGCAAAACUACAUUGAACGUGCUCAUUCAUUCCGCCGUGUCGUGCGUGCAUUACACGCACUACAGGAACGGUUUGAUUUUGGAGUUGUCUGCACCAAUCAAGUGCGCUCGGUAAUCGACGAUUUCUCAUUGGAUGACGAAAAAAUCGUUCCGGCCCUUGGACUAUCCUGGGCUAGUCUGGUUCACACACGGUUGCAAAUUAGUCGCAUAAACGGAGCAGCAGCCCAGCGAACCUGUCGACUGCUGUUCAGUCCUUCGGUACCACAGGGUGAGUGCUAUUUCGCUAUCACGGAAAGGGGUAUUUCGGAGAAAACGGAAGUCAGGUAAAUGCAAUUACAUCAUUUCAAGUUUACAUUUAAAAUAUAGAAUUUUACACGUAUUCCACCGUAUUUGUUACACUACUCUAUGACUGAUUGUUUAUUUUUGUUCCUAAUAUAGUAAAUACAUUAUGAUAAUUACCUAUGUUAUACCCCUAUGCAACAAAUUUCCAUAUUCUUCCAUUUAGGAUGAAAUCACAAAAUAUCACAAAUAUAAGUUUGCGCGCUUUGUCUGUAUAAAACGAUAGGAAACAAGCUGUAAUAGUUUUCUCGCAAAUGUCGGUAGUGACUACUGAUAAAGUAAUAAAUAUAUUUUCUUCUAGAUCGGCAUUUGAUGUCGCAUAUGUUACGAAAUAUGGUAUAAUUUUUAAAUUUCCGAGCCACUUUUCCCCUUUUUAUUAAGACGUUGUUAAACUUUCUGACAAAUCGGUUUUGAUUAUUAGUUUUGAAUAAAGUAACAUUAUAUAAGAGAAAUAUUAAGCAAUAGGUAAUGUUUUUUUUGUUUUACAUGCUAGAAUGAACAAAAAAAGCGAAUCGUGCUUGAAGAUGUUGUGCGUUUGAUCU
Sabethes cyaneus is the source of this 2130-nucleotide messenger RNA. Its product is annotated as DNA repair protein XRCC3. NCBI's taxonomy places the organism in Eukaryota, Metazoa, Arthropoda, Insecta, Diptera, Culicidae. Gene Ontology annotation, molecular function: ATP-dependent DNA damage sensor activity; ATP binding; four-way junction DNA binding. The coding region runs from base 761 to 1576 and encodes 271 amino acids. The transcript is spliced from 5 exons. The record is from RefSeq and is a predicted model, not a curated record. Gene Ontology annotation, biological process: telomere maintenance via recombination; resolution of mitotic recombination intermediates; double-strand break repair via synthesis-dependent strand annealing. Gene Ontology annotation, cellular component: replication fork; Rad51C-XRCC3 complex.